UGGUCACGUUCGAAAGUGCAUGGGCAUUUGAAGGGAAAGCGCAUCCUCGCACUUCGGGAAAUUUCGGUAACCCACCGCGAACUGUUCGGGGAACCGGGGGCCACGACUGUUUACGAUUUGCGCCUACGAAACCGCACGAAAUUGGUUGGCCACUUCACUAUUGCGCGAUCAUGGCGAGUAAACUAGCAAAGCUGGAGCAAGACACGAUAACAAACUCCCUGGAGAUCGUGCACCACAAGGUCCGGCUGCUGAUGGAGGUGUGGAAGAUGUUCUUCGACGAGAUCUGCUACCUGGACUAUCUGACCUCGCUCCCGUCCAGCAUCGAACAGUUUCUGGGCGAGAUCUACUGCCUCACGAUGAACUUUUGCGUCCGCAAGACGCAGCGCAUCCGGGAGCUGCAGACGAAAAUGUUCGAGCUGCGGCGGGUGCUGAGCGUGGGCAGCGACGAUCCGGACGAUGACUGGGAGCGGGGCCACAUGUCGCUCGAUCGGAAGCUGACGCAGCUGCAGCAGCGCAUCAACACGCUCACCCAGCAGCUGAACGAGCGCAAGCUGCUGAUGGAGGAGUACACGCGCGAGGAAAUCCAGCUGCUGAGCGAUCUUGGCGAGGCCGCACCGCCCCACGAACCGCUGUGCGCCAAUCCGGACACGGGCGUAUUGCCGGACGCGCAAAAGAUGGCCCAGUUUGCGGACUACCUGAGCCGGUUGCGCGCCGAGAAGGUGAAGCGCAUCGUGACGCGUGACAAGCUGCAGUCGGAGAUCCGCAAGAAAGCCCAGCUGCUCGACUGGGUGCCGCGCAAGGACCGCCACCGGCAACUGAUCAACGAGCAGACGCUGAUCCCGUCGCUUAGCAACCUGAACGAGCUGCAGCAUCUUGACUUUGUGUUGUCGGGGCUGCUGGAGCGCAAGCAGCAGCAGGAACAGCAGCAGCAACAUCAGCAAACGCAACAGAACGCAAAGCCGCUGCCAGCAAAGAAAGGCAAAAAGCAGCAACAGCACCAGCAGCAAGAAGGUCAGAAAAUCGAACAGAACAAAGAGGAAAACCCACUGCCAGCUGAUGGGAAGGAGCUGGACCAAGCACAACAGAAACAACAGCCACCGUUACCUUCCGCAACAGCGACGAAUCAUGCUACUGCAUCGAACAGCGGUACACCGUCACCACCACCGCCACCACCAUCACCCGCGUCGGAAGUUGACCUAUCGGCAGCCGGCACCAGCACGACCACACCCGGCGGUACCACGGCCUCGAGCACGGCCAGCGCCCCUGCCGCCACCGGGCUGUUCGAGCAAACGAUCGAAACGUACAUGCGCGUCGAGGCGGUGUUGGGCCGACCGGCCGACCGGGACAAAAUCAUCGAAGAAAUAUUCAGCCGCUUCCGGGCGAGCAUCAACGUGUGGUGGGAGCGGUGCCUGAUCCUGCCGAAUGAGCGGCAACAGUGCAAGGUGCUGUACACGGACCAGCUCGACGAGGACGCGUUCGUGGCGCACAUCGAGCAGCAGAAGCUGCUCCAGAGCUACUACCACGAGAACGAGGCCAUCUUUCGGCUGAUCUACCAGUGGGCGGACCAGUGGAACCGGGCGGUGCAGCUGCAGCGCGAGCAAACGGCGGCCGAGGAGCUAGCGGUGGUGAACGAACGGCUGGCGGCGAUCCGGAAGCAGCUGGAGAGCAAGUGCCGGGAGUUUGAGCAGCGGUGUCAGGUAAAGUUCACCAUGUACGGGAUGCCGGUCAUGCAGGUGCUGCAGCGGUGCCAGGCGAAGGGCGAGAAGCUGAAGCUCCCGGACAGCUGCAAGGUGAAGCAGGCGCCAGCACCGCCACGCACCGCCACGACGAAAGCUGCCGCCAGUGCCGCCCGCCAGCAGCUAUCGCCCGAGACGGCGGUGGAGCUUAGCACGAUGCUGAAGGAUUUGCUGUCGGAGCAGCAGCAGCAGCAUCUGCUGGGAGGGCCGAUCGGGUCGGACGAAUCCAACCACGGUACGGAUGAGUGGCAGCAGCAGCAGCAGCAGGCGGAUGGCGAUGACGCUGUAGUCGACGAAGAUGAAGACGACGAUGAGGAUGAGGAUGAUGACGACGAUGAGGAGGAGGAGGAGGAGGAGGACGAUGAUGACGAGGAGGAAGAGGAGGAUGAUGAUGAUGAUGAAGAGGAUGACGAUGCCGAUGGUAGCAGCAGCAGCAGUGACGAUGGUGGCGAGGUGAACCAGAAGCGAGAUGACGAGCUGCUGGAGGAAGCGUUCGCCUCGGCAACAGCGGCAGUCACGACCAAAACCCGUAUGCAUUCCGUAAACGGACACCCGGCAGCAUCCUGAAGGCGCGGAGGCGCACGGUACUACUACUACUACUACCAGGCCAGUUUGAAGCGUACCAACCAACCAUAUUUACGCAUAAAGAGCUAAAACCAGUUGAAAGGGUCCGGACCAUCAUCAUCAGCAUCAUCAUCAUCCUCGAUGCGGAAUUGCGCAUUCCGUUCGAUUGGGGGGUUUUAGGAUUUUAGUGAAUUCACGGCGUGUGCGCGCGCGCGCGCCAUCCUAGCAAGAGAGAAACCGAGUGCCUUUUUUGAUCCAUCUUAAGUUCCUCCGCUUUCCUUCAAACGUUGCAUGAUGUUGCACUGUAAGUGUAAGUAAGGGACCCCCCUCCGUUGAAGUUGAUUAUAUCCCCCCCUUCUAUGUAUAGACUUGUUAGGCGCAUUUUCCUCCCUUUGAUACCUGGUGGCGUGUUCUACUAGUACGCAAAGUUAUGCGCACUACUACUACUAUUACUUUCUUUUCUGCUUUUUCUUUUGUUGUUGAAUCACACAACACACUUGUAUAGAUAUAUAAGCCGCGCCGCGGAUGGAAUUUUAUCGUUAGCCAUCAUCGUUAGCCACCACAACACUCUCCGUUGUCCUGCUGCUCCUCGGCUCCUCCUCCUCCUCCUCUUCUAACCCCGUUUCAUCAGCUCCAUGCGUUCAUGUUUACAGCGUUUACUGCGAGCCGCUAACUCUAACACUCCCUCUGCGCGCCGCACUGCACGCAAACGCACGAACGCCGUUAACAAUUUACCAAAUAAAAUAAAAACUUUAAUGCUUUAUAAUGUUGCAGCCGAAAGUGA
Anopheles arabiensis is the source of this 3084-nucleotide messenger RNA. RefSeq names its product nucleoprotein TPR-like. The record is from RefSeq and is a predicted model, not a curated record. Lineage: Eukaryota; Metazoa; Arthropoda; Insecta; Diptera; Culicidae. The transcript is spliced from 4 exons. Bases 171 to 2303 code for a protein of 710 amino acids.